Messenger RNA from Hevea brasiliensis (rubber tree), 649 nucleotides. RefSeq names its product chaperone protein dnaJ 11, chloroplastic. The transcript has a single exon. Bases 44 to 490 code for a protein of 148 amino acids. The record is from RefSeq and is a predicted model, not a curated record. Lineage: Eukaryota; Viridiplantae; Streptophyta; Magnoliopsida; Malpighiales; Euphorbiaceae.
AAAUAUUGCUGAAAGUCACUACGGCACCGCACAUCAACUCACCAUGCUUUCUGUCUCCGCCUCUCCGCUUCCCAAAAUUUCCAUCAAAUCUCCGUCCGCUGCGCCUCAAAGGACCAGAUUCCGGCCACGGUUUAUUUCUAACAGCGCCACCGCUUACAAGGAAAGGUCCAAUCUUUACCUGAGUCCUCAACAGAUGGCAUCGUGCACGUCGCUGUACGAGAUUCUGGGGAUUCCGGUUGCUGCCACGAGCCAGGAUAUCAAAUCAGCUUACCGACGAUUGGCGAGGACUUGCCAUCCUGAUGUCGCCGCUUUGGAACGGAAAGACACCUCGGCCAAUGACUUCAUGAAGAUUCAUGCCGCGUACUCCACUCUAUCGGAUCCUGAGAAACGCGCCGUUUAUGAUCGCAAGUUUAUUAGAAGGAACCGGCCGUUGACCGUCAGUUUUUCGGGCUAUCGUGGCCGGAAUUGGGAGACGGACCAGUGCUGGUAGCCGAGUUGGCUCAACUGACUACAUCACUGAGUUUAUCUAAUCAGAGAUUAUCGCAAGAAAUCGGCAAUAUGUAGAUAUGAAAUAUGAACUCUGUACAUAUGAAUGAUUACUACUGCUAACAUGUUUGAGCUUCCACCUAUGGAAGUUUUCCACCAAAAA